CAGACAAAUAGCUGUCCAGUCUCUUCUUUAAAACCUCCAGUGAUGGAGUACCCACCCCUUUUGGAAGGAAGCCCUUCCACUUGUUAAUUUUUUUCACUGUCAGGAAGUUUCUGCUUAGUUCUAGGUUGCUUCUCUCCUUGAUUAGUUUCCAUCGUUGCUUCUUGUCUUGCUUUCAGGGGCUUCGGAAAAUAAGUUGACCCCCUCCUCUUUGUAGCAGCCCCUCACUGUGGAUCUUUGUGGCAGUGAAAUUCUUGGGUGGGCACACAUUUUGAAGGAGAGGUAAAGCAGCUGAGAAUUGGUCUAAAAAUAUUCCUGGCCUUUCUGCGCUAUAAAUACAUGUCACUUGGCAUUUGCUUUUUUAAAAAAAGUGAAUUAUAUCUGUGACAUCUCUCACAGAAGUCAUUUGAUGAAGCUCUGAUCAAUAAUGGUGGUGUACCACCACAGAGAGGGUUUAGGAGAUUUUCACUCCAACCCAUCAAAACAAUGUUUCUCUGCUUGUAAUAUGUGGGAAAAGGGCUUCCUGAAAAAUAUAUUUGGUUGAUCUGUCCCUGCAUCUGCAUUUCUGCUAAAAAGCUAUUUUUUUUAGUUUUUUUCAGGAAUUGGUCUCUAAAUUGACUGAAGAAAAGAGUAAAGAUAUACUCAAUUCAGCUGUGACUCCAUGGGCACAAUCAGUUAUCUUAACAGUAAUAUGGACUCAAAUUUUUCUAUUUUUUAAUUUUGCAUUUAUUCUGAUUUUGUUGCAUAUUUCCCAGGCUAGUUUCAGUCUUAGCAUUUUUUGGUGGACUCUUCUCUAAUAAGAACUAACCAAGCCUGAUCCUGCUUAAUGUUUCAGUAUCUAAUUAUUCAUUCAGUAUUACUCAGCACUUUUCCCUACUAAGAUAAAUGUCAUCACUAAAAUAAUAAAAUAGGUUUAUACACCAAAUCACCAAGUUGAUAGACAAAUAUUACACCUCAAUUGGGACUCUUCCACCAUUCCCUUCCAGUGUAGAUGGGACUACAAUUCCCUUCACCUCCCUUAGUGAGCCAGUUUGCUUCAUGUUGAUAGGAACUGUAAUCCCAACAUUUGGUAUUUGGUUGGUAUUAAAUUUGUGGGUCAGCAUCUGGUGACACGAAUCAUAUCAAUACUGCUAUUUUAAAACCUCAAAUUAUGUUAUCAAGAUUAAGCUUUAAGGGGCAAAGUAAGUUUUCUGUACCUAGCUCCAAUUUGGUUCCAAUCUCACAUUGAUCUUCAAAAGCUAAACAGAGUUGGAAUUAAUGCUUCAACAGGGCACUAGGAGAUAUUGAAAGCAAUAGCAAGCCUCUUUCGUAGUGUGGCCAAAAAAAAAUUGGUAUCGUAUCUCUAGAAGCCAAGAAGCUGUGCUUAAUAUACCUACUUUUAUUUAGAAUAUUUCAGGCAUCUGGUGUUAUGGAUUCUGCUCUCCAAAUGCUGAGAUAAUCAUGGAGACACUAGUGAUAAUGUGCUCGAGACACUUGCUUAUUUUUCAAAAUUAGGUAUGCAACUUGGCAUUGGACUGUGUGGUCCAACAUGAUGCGAUCAACAGGAAAGCUUUUCCUGUAUUUGUCCAUUUAAAUGAGCAAGAGCAGAGUUAUCUUUGAAGAUAAUAAUGUGGCAUAUAAAUCCCUAACAUCAAAUGCAUUGGAUUCCAGAAUGUGUUAUUCUAUCGUGCCCCCUAUAGGUCAUGAGCUGCAACUGCAGAUAUCAACAUGGACCAGCUCUUUGAGCAAUAACAUUUCCCCAACUUCUGGCACUGAAGGCAAAAAUUGCACAUUAAUGGAAGUACUAAAGUUACCCACUCAAAUGCUUUUAGAUGUGUUAUAGACUUGAGAACAGCCUGGCCAACUCAUACUUGGAUUGUGAUUCAGGGCUUGCUGUGUGGUAGAACUGUUAGUCUUAUGAAUCCUACCAACAACCAGAAAAGGUUAGCUGGUUUCUAAAUCCUCCUUUUGGUUUGCUCUUCCACACAGUGCAAAUGCCUCACUGGGAAGGGUGAGACUGGAGAACUUUGGAGAUAAAUGAAAACCACAACAGUGUUUUGGAAACCCAGAGAACAAGGAUGGAAGAAAGGUCUCUGUGAUGCAGCCCACCUAUCAGUGAGGAAAAUGAAGAAAUCCCCAGGCUGGAGAGGGAGGUCCGCGCCCGGCCCUUCUCCGCGGGGCGGGAGGCUCUCCCAGAAUGGAAGCGGCCCAGCCGGCGGGGUUAAAAUUAGCACGGCGCGUCGUCCCGGCGCAGCUGCCCCGUCCCGUCUUGUGUCGCCUGACGCGCCCCCCUCGACGGCUCUCUGCUCUGGCCGCCCGGAGAGGGAGCGGGGCGGCGGCGGGGGCAGGCGAGGGCUCGGGCGAGCCGGUCCCGGCCACCUCACAGAGGCCGGACAGCGACACAGCCGGACCGGCCGGCGGUGGCUCCAGACGACGCUCCGUCGGGCGACACGGCAACCCGUCCGACGGCCACCAGUUGCUUCCAGCACAGCACCAUUCACAAUGAAAGUCCCCCUCAAGAGACAAUUCAAGAUGAGCCUGCUGGAUAUCACCAAGAUGUUUUCCCUGUUCCAGCCCAGCGAAGAUGAAGAUGGGGACAGAGAAAGACAAGAGUUGAGUGUAGCCGUGUCCCAGGACAACUACCAGCUGUUGGACCAACUGUUGCACCAAGAGAGUUACAAACGGGUCAUCAACAGUCGGAGUGGUUGGGGGGUGCCAGGCACUCCCCUGCGCUUAGCGGCAUCAAAGGGCCAUGUCAGGUGCGUCAAGGUGCUUCUGGACCACGGAGCUGAAGUGGACAGCUUGGAUGUCAAGGCCCAGACGCCACUAUUUGUUUCUGUCAACAACGGGCACCUUGACUGUGUGAAGGUCCUCUUGGAGGCGGGGGCCUGUCCUUCUGGGAGCAUUCACAACAACUGCACCCCACUGCUCACGGCUGCGAGAGAAGGAGCCCUGGGGAUCCUGCAGGAGCUGCUGUCACACGGGGCAGACCCUAAUGUCAAACCUCGAAUCCCGGAGUGGGUGGCCAACUCUGUGGCCUGCUGUGGACCUUUGUAUUUGUCUGCCGUCUAUGGUCACCUGGAAUGCUUCAAGACUCUCUUGCUGUACGGGGCUGAGCCGAACUAUAACUGCUUAAAUAGGAACAUGGUCACCCGAAUUAAACACCCCAAGACUCUCCUGGAAGUCUGCUUGAAGCAUGGCUGCAGGGUGGAAUUUGUCAAGCUCCUCAUUGAUUUUGGUGCCAAUAUCUAUUUGCCUGGCAUCACGAUGGAGAAGAGCUCAGCAAACUCUGAAGUGCUUGAGCUGUUGGCCAGAGAAAGAGCAUUGCCCAAAUCCUUGAUGUCUCAAUGCAGACUGGUAAUCAGAAGAUUUAUGAAACUGGAGAACCAUCCUGAAGCUGUGGAUCAACUGGACAUCCCACUAGUGCUGCUCAGCUACCUCAAACACCAUGUAUAACAGAAGAUCAAUGCUGAAUUGCCCAGGGUUACCAAGUACUGUAACUGGAUAACCAAAAAAGAAAGAAAGAAAAACACUUCUAAAAAUUGGAACACUAUGUGUGGUGGUUUGCUUGAAUGAAGUUGAUGGUGUGUGUGAAAAAUAAUGCAGUAGCUAGUUUCCCAAUUUAGGGAAUCUUAAGAAGUGUGGACUUCAAUACCCAGAAUUCCUCCAGCCAGCAUGCUGGCUGGGGGAAUUUUAGGAGUUGAAGUCCACAAUAUUAACAAAUUCACCAUCUUAACAUUAACAAAUUAACUUUACAUUAAUAUUGACCAACUAAAAUGGAUUAAAAAAUAUCUCACUCUCCUGGUG
Thamnophis elegans (Western terrestrial garter snake) is the source of this 3783-nucleotide messenger RNA. It is a transcript of the gene ASB12, whose product is annotated as ankyrin repeat and SOCS box containing 12. The coding region runs from base 2014 to 3432 and encodes 472 amino acids. Lineage: Eukaryota; Metazoa; Chordata; Lepidosauria; Squamata; Natricidae. The record is from RefSeq and is a predicted model, not a curated record. The transcript has 4 exons. Gene Ontology annotation, molecular function: protein binding. Gene Ontology annotation, biological process: intracellular signal transduction; protein localization to ciliary inversin compartment. Gene Ontology annotation, cellular component: ciliary inversin compartment.